Messenger RNA from Eleginops maclovinus (Patagonian blennie), 2017 nucleotides. RefSeq names its product organic solute transporter subunit alpha-like. NCBI's taxonomy places the organism in Eukaryota, Metazoa, Chordata, Actinopteri, Perciformes, Eleginopidae. The transcript has 8 exons. The coding region runs from base 174 to 1154 and encodes 326 amino acids. Gene Ontology annotation, cellular component: membrane. Gene Ontology annotation, biological process: transport. Gene Ontology annotation, molecular function: transporter activity. The record is from RefSeq and is a predicted model, not a curated record.
CCUCAAGGAUAAAGUACACUUGCUGUUGAACCUCCCACUUGAAAACACUGGCAGACACUGCAAUGCAAAGGAAGCAGAUUAUCAAAGUAGACUACUGAAGAGACUUCCUCAAGGAGAGAAGGCGAAGCUCCAUUUUUAAACUCUUACUGAAUUUCUCAAGAAGAGUAUCAGCCAUGGAAGAAGCUCUCAACAUCACCAUUGAUCCAGCCUGUUUACAAGAUCCCCCUCUGGCUAUUGAUGUGAUAAAGCAGCUAGAUGUGUUCGAUUUUAGCCUGUACAUCAUGCUCACCUUCAUGGCCUGCAUCUCCCUGCUGAUGUACCUGGAGCAGUGCGCCUAUCUUUAUAAAAAACUGCCCUACCCCAAGAAGACCACCCUCAUGUGGAUCAGUGGUGCUGCACCAGUCAUUUCCACAAUGUCCUGUUUUGGGAUGUGGAUUCCAAAGGCAGUCAUGAUCACAGAUAUGACCUCUAACUGCUAUUUUGCAGUUGUGGUGUACAAGGUCUUGGUACUGAUGAUCGAGGAGUUGGGCGGCACCAAGGAUUUCCUGCAGAGAUUUUCCACUGAGACCUUUCGGGUCAGCACAGGCCCGUGCUGCUGCUGCUGCGUGUGUUUACCCCGCGUGCACAUGUCACGGCGAUUGUUAUUCUUCCUGAAGUUGGGAGCUCUUCAGUAUGCAAUCCUGAAGACGGUGCUCUCUAUCCUCUCCGUAGUCUUGUGGACAAACGGCAGCUUUGAUCUCUCUGAUUUAGAGAUCACUGGUACAGCCAUCUGGAUUAACCCAUUCAUCGGCAUUCUCACUAUCAUCUCCCUUUGGCCGGUUGCCAUCAUCUUCAUGAACAUUAACAGCCAUCUACGCAGCCUCAACAUGGUACCCAAGUAUGCCAUCUACCAGCUCAUACUCGUACUGAGUCAGCUGCAGACAUCAAUCAUUAACAUCCUGGCAUUGAAUGGCACCAUCGCCUGCGCCCCUCCCUUCUCUUCUCAAGCUCGCGGCUCCAUGCUUAGUCAGCAGAUGAUGAUCAUGGAGAUGUUCAUCCUUACUCUGAUCAAUCAGAGACUGUACCGUCGUACAUAUGACGCACUCCCCUCACAUGACAACAACCACAAUGCUAAAGUUGCCCUGAAGACUGCCCUCGUGGAGCACGACGUCUAAAAAAGGAGACUGAUGAAAGAGUGGAAGAAAACACUGCUCUAAAUGAUGUGUCAGAGAUAAUCAAAUAUCCAAAUCUUUGGUGUUAUAAAGGUUUUUAUUUGGAUAUAACUUCUUUACCUCAUUCCAUGAUACGACACCAAUUAAAAAAGAACAAAGUUAGCUGUUGGAAGUUUAGUUUUUUCAAAGUUUUAUGUAUGUAUAGUAAAAGAAACAGAGUGGACGAAAGGUUAGAGACGUAGGUUUGUUAAUAUUUGUGUACGGGAGAACAUCAUUUUUUUUGUCUAGUAAAAGAGAGACUAUAGCCAUCUAAUAAUGGUGACUGUGGUCAAUGUGUGGAUGCCGAAAUGAGUCCUGAAUAUCUGAUGCUUUGUGUUUUUUUGUACUAAAAUGUAUAGGAAAUACAGAUGGAUAUGUUUUUGUCAUUAUAGUGAGAUUGAAUGUUUUGUACUGAGGAUCUAUUUGAUAAAAAGCAUCUAUCUCCUCCUCUGUUCCCAGUGUGUAAAGUGUUUGUCUUCACAUAAUCUGGGAAAAACAGCCAGCUUUCGUUAAAGAUUGCUGACCCACUAAGACUCUUUUGAGACUGGGAACGCAGACGGAUGAGACAGCAGCUCUAUUUUCAGACUCAGUGUACACCUAACAUCCGUCUACAGCCAAACUGUGUUGUUUCAUAAGCAACCACAAGAGGCCAUGCUCGUCCCAGCCAAAAACCUGACUCACAUGGUUCAUAUUUAUUAUUUCUUCAAGUUCAGCCAGAACAAAUUGGUUUAGUCAGUUACUCAUUUUUUGGAGGAACAAUUCAAGUCAUUUACAAAUGUUUGUACCAAACCCAACAUCCAAUAAACGUACAAAAAAUAUCAAACAAA